Messenger RNA from Orycteropus afer afer, 2502 nucleotides. It is a transcript of the gene NEDD4L, whose product is annotated as NEDD4 like E3 ubiquitin protein ligase. Bases 73 to 2502 code for a protein of 809 amino acids. NCBI's taxonomy places the organism in Eukaryota, Metazoa, Chordata, Mammalia, Tubulidentata, Orycteropodidae. Gene Ontology annotation, molecular function: ubiquitin protein ligase activity; protein binding; sodium channel inhibitor activity. Gene Ontology annotation, biological process: ubiquitin-dependent protein catabolic process; regulation of dendrite morphogenesis. The transcript is spliced from 25 exons. The record is from RefSeq and is a predicted model, not a curated record.
UAACAGACAAGAGACGACUUCCUGGGACAAGUGGACGUGCCCCUGAGUCAUCUCCCGACAGAAGAUCCAACCAUGGAGCGACCCUACACAUUUAAGGAUUUUCUCCUCAGACCAAGAAGUCACAAAUCUCGAGUUAAGGGAUUUUUGCGAUUGAAAAUGGCCUACAUGCCAAAAAAUGGAGGACAAGACGAAGAAAGUGGUGAGCAGAGGGACGAUAUGGAGCAUGGCUGGGAAGUUGUUGACUCCAAUGACUCGGCUUCUCAGCACCAGGAAGAACUUCCUCCUCCUCCGUUGCCCCCCGGGUGGGAAGAAAAAGUGGACAAUUUAGGCCGGACCUACUAUGUCAACCACAACAACAGGACCACUCAGUGGCACCGACCGAGCUUGAUGGAUGUGUCUUCUGAGUCUGACAACAACAUCCGGCAGAUAAACCAGGAGGCUGCCCACCGGCGGUUCCGUUCCCGCAGGCACAUCAGUGAAGACUUGGAGCCCGAGCCCACCGAGGGUGGAGAGGUCCCUGAGUACGUUCCCCUGACGCCAUCUGCCCUUUCCUCCCUCCAGCAGAGAGAGCCGUCCUCGAGACUGAGGUCAUGCAGUGUCACAGAUGCGGUGGCCGAGCAGGCUCAUCUUCCACCGCCCAGUGCCCCAACUAGGAGAGCGCGUUCAUCGACUGUCACGGGUGGUGAGGAGCCAACGCCAUCAGUGGCCUAUGUGCACACCACGCCAGGCCUCCCUUCAGGCUGGGAAGAAAGGAAAGAUGCUAAGGGACGUACAUACUAUGUCAAUCAUAACAAUCGAACUACCACGUGGACACGUCCUAUCAUGCAGCUUGCAGAAGAUGGCGCGUCUGGAUCGACUACGAACAGUAACAACCACCUAAUCAUCGAGCCUCAGAUCCGGCGGCCCCGUAGCCUCAGUUCGCCAACAGUAACUUUAUCUGCCCCGCUGGAGGGUGCCAAGGAUUCACCCAUACGUCGGGCUGUGAAAGAUACUCUUUCCAAUCCACAGUCCCCACAGCCAUCACCUUACAACUCCCCCAAACCACAACACAAAGUCACACAGAGCUUCCUGCCACCUGGCUGGGAAAUGAGGAUAGCUCCAAACGGCCGGCCCUUCUUCAUUGACCACAACACAAAGACGACAACCUGGGAAGAUCCACGCCUGAAGUUUCCAGUACAUAUGCGGUCCAAGGCAUCUUUAAACCCCAAUGACCUCGGUCCUCUUCCUCCUGGUUGGGAAGAAAGAAUUCACCUGGAUGGCCGAACGUUUUAUAUUGAUCACAAUAGCAAAAUCACUCAGUGGGAGGAUCCAAGACUGCAGAACCCAGCUAUUACUGGUCCGGCUGUUCCUUACUCCAGAGAAUUUAAGCAGAAAUAUGACUACUUUAGGAAGAAGUUAAAGAAACCCGCUGAUAUCCCAAAUAGAUUUGAAAUGAAGCUUCACAGAAAUAACAUAUUUGAAGAGUCCUAUAGGAGAAUCAUGUCGGUGAAGAGACCAGAUGUCCUGAAAGCUAGACUGUGGAUUGAAUUCGAAUCAGAGAAAGGGCUUGACUAUGGGGGCGUGGCCAGAGAAUGGUUCUUCUUACUGUCCAAGGAAAUGUUCAAUCCCUACUAUGGUCUCUUUGAGUACUCUGCCACGGACAACUACACACUUCAGAUCAAUCCUAAUUCCGGCCUCUGUAAUGAAGACCACUUGUCCUAUUUUACUUUUAUUGGAAGGGUUGCUGGUCUGGCAGUAUUUCAUGGGAAACUCUUAGACGGUUUCUUCAUUAGGCCAUUUUACAAAAUGAUGCUGGGAAAGCAGAUCACGCUGAAUGACAUGGAGUCUGUGGAUAGUGAAUAUUACAACUCUUUGAAGUGGAUCUUAGAAAACGACCCCACGGAGCUGGACCUCAUGUUCUGUAUAGAUGAAGAGAACUUCGGGCAGACAUAUCAAGUGGAUCUGAAGCCCAAUGGGUCAGAAAUAAUGGUAACAAAUGAAAACAAAAGGGAAUAUAUUGACCUCGUUAUCCAGUGGAGGUUUGUGAACAGGGUCCAGAAACAGAUGAACGCUUUCCUGGAGGGAUUCACAGAACUGCUUCCUAUUGAUUUGAUUAAAAUCUUUGAUGAAAAUGAACUGGAGCUGCUGAUGUGCGGCCUCGGCGACGUGGACGUGAACGACUGGAGACAGCAUUCUGUCUACAAGAAUGGCUACUGCCCAAAUCACCCUGUCAUUCAGUGGUUCUGGAAGGCGGUGCUCCUGAUGGAUGCUGAGAAGCGCAUCCGGUUACUGCAGUUUGUCACGGGGACGUCCCGAGUGCCCAUGAACGGAUUUGCCGAACUUUACGGUUCCAAUGGCCCUCAGCUGUUUACAAUAGAGCAAUGGGGGAGUCCCGAAAAGCUGCCCAGGGCUCACACGUGCUUUAAUCGCCUUGACUUACCUCCGUACGAAACCUUCGAAGAUUUACGAGAGAAACUUCUCAUGGCUGUGGAAAACGCUCAAGGAUUUGAAGGGGUGGAUUAA